AUGGAGCAAUAUCGCGGACCCAAGGAGACGCCUCUUCGGCUCACGGUCACAGCCCAAUAUAUUAUCCUGGCCAAUGGUGUCCUCAACCAUCCCAAGAUGCCCAGGGUCCAAGGCAUCGAGGGCUUUCAGGGUGAAAUCAUCCAUACCGGCCGCUGGAACUACGGGAUCACAGGCGGCUCGCCUACUGAUGCACGUCUCACCGGGUUGAAGGGCAAAAAGGUCGGCAUUGUCGGCACCGGUGCAACCGGCGUGCAGUGUACCACGGAGCUCGCGAAGUGGGCAGACCAGCUGUAUGUCUUCCAGCGGACGCCGUCGGGGGUUGAUGCACGCUGUCAACGCGAGAUCGACCCGGCGGAGUGGGCAAAGAUGACCUCCAAGCCUGGAUGGUGGGCUGAGCGGUGCGAGAACUUCGACACAAUCGUCUCUGACGAACCGGUCGAGGAGGAUUUAAUCAAGGAUGGCUGGAGCACGACAAAGACAUUAUCAGUGCUGGCUGGCGCGCAGCAUGGUCUGCUCGCCCCGGGGGAUAUCCCAGCCCAUACCCAGAACAUGCUUCAGCUCGAUGCUCCCCGUACAGACCGGAUCCGGCGGCGCGUGGACGAGCUCGUCACAAAGGAUAAGGAGGCCGCCGAGGGGCUGAAGGCCUGGUAUCCAACAUGGUGCAAGCGACCAUGCUUCCACGAUACAUACCUCCAAACGUUCAACAACCCCAACGUCACCCUCGUUCCCACAGAACAAGAAGGCCUCAAAAGAGACAGCCACAAGGGCCUCGUCGUAAACGGGAAGGAGUACGAGCUCGACAUCCUGAUCCUGAGCACAGGCUACCGCAGCCCAGGCACGAACUUCGCCGAACCAAGCCGCCGCUCUAACAUGACCAUCCGAGGCCGCAACGGUCGCCUUAUGUCGGAGAAAUGGGCGACGGAUGGACCUGGGUCAUUGCACGGGCUGACGACGCAUGGGUUUCCGAAUUUGUUUCUCACGGGGCCCUCGCAGACGGGGUUAUCGGGCAAUGUGACGCACGUCUACGAUGUAGUCGGAAGGCAUGCGGCGUACAUUGUUGCUGAGGCGUCGAAGCGGAGUAGUGAUCCUGGGCGAACGGUCAUUGAGCCGUCGAAGGAGCAUGAGGAGGCGUGA
This is a messenger RNA of Aspergillus puulaauensis, 1134 nucleotides long. RefSeq names its product flavin-containing monooxygenase. The record is from RefSeq and is a predicted model, not a curated record. NCBI's taxonomy places the organism in Eukaryota, Fungi, Ascomycota, Eurotiomycetes, Eurotiales, Aspergillaceae. Bases 1 to 1134 code for a protein of 377 amino acids. The transcript is spliced from 2 exons.